This is a messenger RNA of Daktulosphaira vitifoliae (grape phylloxera), 1008 nucleotides long. RefSeq names its product L-aminoadipate-semialdehyde dehydrogenase-phosphopantetheinyl transferase. The coding region runs from base 149 to 994 and encodes 281 amino acids. Lineage: Eukaryota; Metazoa; Arthropoda; Insecta; Hemiptera; Phylloxeridae. Gene Ontology annotation, molecular function: magnesium ion binding; holo-[acyl-carrier-protein] synthase activity. Gene Ontology annotation, cellular component: cytosol. The transcript is spliced from 2 exons. The record is from RefSeq and is a predicted model, not a curated record.
GAUUCUGAUUGUAAUGAACCUUUGUUAGAUAAAGCUGUACUCCGAGCGACUUCUUCUUUACCUGAUAGGGGUCCAGAAAAUGCACGUCUUAAUGGUGUUAUAAGGUGCUAUUUAAGCUGUUAAAUUUGAGUAUGAAACUAUAGUUUAUAUGUACAUCAUUAUUAAGAAAAUAUUGCAGUCUUCAAUGUCUUCACCAAACAGGGUUCGUUGGGUAUUUGACUGUGAAAAUUGGUUUCCAUCUAAAAAUGAAUGGUCCCAUGCAUUUCGUUCUAUUCAAUCUGAAGAAAAAGAAAGAAUUGGUCGAUUUGUAUUCAAACGAGAUGCCAAAAGUUCUAUCAUAGGGCAAUUAAUGAUAAUGAAGUAUUUAUCUGAAACUGCUUGUGUUCCUUGGUCUAAUAUUAAAAUUAAACGAGAUACAAACAAUAAACCUUUUAUAGAAGAUUGUAAUUUGAAUUUCAAUGUAUCCCAUGAUGAAAGUUUAGUAGUAUUUGCAGGUGAGAAAAAUACUAGUGUUGGGGUUGAUAUUAUGAGAAACCAUUAUAAAGGAGGAAAAAGUUUAAGUGAAUUUUUUAGAUUGAUGCACAGAAAUUUUAGUUUGAAAGAAUGGGAUUAUAUUAAUAAUGGUACUGAAAAACAAAAAAUAAAUACAUUCUAUAGAUUUUGGUGUUUGAAAGAAAGUUAUGUAAAAGCAAUUGGUACUGGAUUAACCAUUAAUCUCAGAAAUGUGUGUUUUGUGCCUAAACAAGAUUUGAAAAAAAAUGAUUUUGUAACGGACACAGAAUUAUAUGUAAAUAAUGAAGUAAUGCAUAAUUGGGUUUUUCAUGAAUAUUUGUAUCAUGAUUAUACUAUUACAGUAUGUCUUAAUAGGAAUAUUCAUCCAAUUGAAUUUAAAAUGUUGAGUUUCAAUGAAUUAAUAUAUAAUGCUGAAUAUAUUACUGAAGAUGAUGAAAAUUACUGUAACAUAUUCAUGGCGAAGGAAAAUCAACCAAAAUAAAAUUAUUAAUUUGA